AUGAUGAUCACAAUUUCGCACAGCCAAAGCCGGCAGCUACUACCUUCUAAAAGCCGGCUUUCCUUCUUCUUAAAAAUCAUUCUCUUUUUAGUUUAGAAGGCAUGUAGUAUCAAAUCAGCUUUCAGAAUUGCGUGCGUUGAAAGUUUCUUCAGAAAGGUUGUGUGAAAUUUUUGAGAACUUCUGAAACUUUUCUUCCAUCAAUUUCUGGGGAUUCUGAGUACCUUGCAUCAGAGAUUACUUACUUCUCUCUCACUUACAGAAAAAAAAGAAUUAUUAUUCAAAUCCAGACAAUGAAAUUUUGAACAAUCCAGACAGUGAAAUUUCGAUCACAAUUGGAAAUUCCUUUGUGUCUUCACAAAGAUGGCUGGAAACUAUAGGUUUGCGAUGGACCAGAAAGAUAUUGUUAGAUUCUUAAUCACCACAGUUGGAAGUUUCAUUCAAGAUCGAUUAAUCGAUAAAGAUCAGAGAACGCAGCAAAAGGAACAAUGCGCAGAGAGAUUAGCAGCUGAAGACGGAAGUUCUGACAAAGACAGAGAAGUUCGAUACUCCGAUCAAGCAGUGUUAGCGAAUUUAGAUUGGGGAAUUGAUGCUCUUGAAGAGGCAAUCAACACGUCCAAUUUGGAAACUAAGCUAGCACGGUUAGACUACGCAGAAAAAAUGUUGCAAGUGUGUGCUAUGUUGAAUUCUAGCCAGAAAACCGCAGGAGUCCCCAAUUUCUAUCUCUCUGCUUGGGCUCAUCUCAACCUUUCAUACCUUUGGAAAUUGCGGAACAAUGGCCAAAAUGCAGUUCUUCAUGUUCUAGAGAUGUUUAUUGUUGACCCUUUCUUCUCGCGAAUCGAUUUUGCUCCUGAGCUUUGGAAAGAUUUGUUUCUUCCACAUAUGAGCUCAAUUGUUGGGUGGUAUUCAGAAGAGAGACAUGGGAUUGUUAUGGAUUCAAUUCCUGAUUCUAGUGAUUUGUCCUUCACCGUUGAUUUCGAUCAAUACUUCAAUGAGUCUUUGAUCUUUUCUUUGAGGCCGGAUCAGGCGGAAAAAAUGCAGAGUUUGGAGCAGUUAUAUGGGCAAUCCUUGGAUGAGAAUACGAGGCUUUAUGCAAAAUACUAUAAGGACUGUAUGAACAAUGAUUCUACCACUAGCAAGAAGGUGAUUCCAAUGAUGCCAAUUGUAGAGCCACCAAUGACUCCUUUGCAUGAGGUGAGCCGGUCGAUUCCCGAGUACGUAAAAUUUGGUCCCAUCUUGCCUAAAAGUGCUGGAUUUUCUCCAGUUCUGAGAGCUAAAGAAACUGCUAGAGGACCUUCCAGAUUGAAUUCGAGUUCCACUUACUCAGGAAAUCUAGAGGAUUCGGCCAUAUGGGAUCUUCAUGAGGCAAUUCCUGAGGAGAACGAGGAGAAUGAAGAUGAUUCAGAUUAUGAACCUGAUGCAAACAUGGAAUCUAAAGAUACAGCUCAUAAAUUAGUAUCUCAUAACAGCAUCGGAAUGAACAAGGACACUGAAACUGAGCCAGAGGUACAUCAAAUAGAGGUGAUGAGUCGAAAAAAUUCUCCUAAAAUUUUCUCUCCAGUGGAUUCUCCAAAUAGUCCUUCCAAGAAGGUGUCAUCUCCAAAACCUGAAAUGCUUUGUAAAAAGGAACAUACGUCUGUGCUGCGACUGUUAUCCAGUCGAAACAUAGAUUUCAAAGUUUCUGCCUCUUUGCCUGAUUCUCCACUUCUCUGUCGCGAAUCCAGCAGUAGCUUGAAAGACUCGGAUGGUGAAAUGAGAGAGCAGCAGAAAAUUGUAAGGAGAAAAAGUCACAUGCGGAGUGUUAGCGAAGUAAUAGGAAAUAGUUUCCUCACUGACAAUGAUGAAGGAAGCCAGAGUUAUAUUUCUCUCCCUUCACCUGGGAAGUUGGCCCCUCAAUCUAGACCACCUAAAGAUUUUGUCUGCCCCAUAACUGGCCAGAUUUUUUGUGACCCGGUAACCCUUGAAACGGGGCAGACAUAUGAAAGAAAAGCCAUUCAAGAAUGGAUGAAAAGAGGGAACACAACAUGCCCCAUCACCAGGCAGCCACUCUCUGCAUCUGCACUGCCCAAAACAAACUAUGUUCUGAAGAGACUAAUUGCCUCUUGGAAAGAACAGCAUCCUGAUAUUUCCCAGGAAAUGUCAUAUUCUGAAACACCAAGUAGUUCAGUCAGCACCCCUUCUUCAAAAGACAUUCCAUCAGAUUCCACCCCUUCAAGGACAUUUAAUCUUUCCAAUAACAGGAGCAGGGAUGACUACGCUAAUCAUAGGAGCAGGGAUGACUAUAUUAACCAAAAACCCAGAAGGUUUAGACUGGCUGCAGUGUCAACGUCACCAACAAGUGUGAUAUCUCAAGCUGCUGUUGAAACAAUUAUUAAUGGGUUAAAACCUUAUGUUUCAUGUCUCUGUACUUCAGAGGACUUGCAAGAAUGUGAAGCGGCUGUGUUGACAAUAGCCAGGAUAUGGAAGGACUCAAAGGCUGAUUCGGGGGUACAUUCCUAUUUAUCGACACCCACAAUAGUAAACGGCUUUGUGGAAAUACUCUCAGCUUCUUUGAAUAGGGAAGUUCUCAGAACAUCAAUUUAUAUCCUAUCAGAGCUCUUAUUUGCAGAUGACAGUGUUGGAGAGAUUCUUACGAGUGUAGAUUCUGAUUUUGAUUGUCUAGCUAUCCUACUGAGAAAUGGUCUUGCUGAUACUGCUGUUCUUAUAUACCUGCUGAAACCAGCGUUCUCUCAGUUAUCUGCUCACAACUUUAUACCCUCACUUGUCCAAAUUAUUUCAAACAAAAGUGAAGAUUCAAAUGAUCUUGAGCUAGUCAUGGAUCCCAAGGAUGCUGCAAUAGCAUUGCUUGAGCAUAUUUUGUUGGGAGGAGAUGAGAACACCAGGUUUCAUAAUGCUAUGAGCGUCAUAUCUGGAAAUGGUAUUCCUUCCUUACUUAAGUGCCUGGACAGGGUAGAUGUAAGGCAAUCCGUCAUAUCCAUACUGGCAUGCUGUAUCCAGGCAGAUAGGAGCUGCAGGAACUUAAUAGCGAGCAGAAUUGAAUUGUCUCCUGUUCUUGAAUUAUUUCAUGCUGGAAGUGAUAAUGCGAGAGGCAUAUGCAUAGAAUUUCUCUCUGAGUUAGUUCAAUUGAACAGGAGAACCUUAUGCACCCAGAUUUUGCAGAUUAUUAAAGAUGAAGGAGCAUUUAGUACCAUGCACACCCUUCUCGUCUAUCUACAAAUGGCUCCAAUGGAGCAGCAACCUGCGAUUGCAGCUCUUCUUCUUCAGCUUGAUCUUCUGGUUGAGCCUCGGAAGAUGAGCAUAUACAGGGAAGAAGCAAUAGAAGCAUUAAUGGAAGCACUUCAAAAAAAAGACUUCCCCAAUUCUCAAAUCAUGGCUCUUGAUGCCUUACAAUCUCUUUCAGGACGUCUGACUGCCACAGGGAACUCCUACACUGAAGCUUGGUUACUCAAGAUUGCAGGGUUUGAUCAGCCUUACAAUGCUUUGGUGAAAACUGAGAACCUAAAAACAUUUGAAACUGAUUUGACAGAAACAAUGGAGGAAGAGAAAGCUGCAACUUCUUGGGAGAAAAGAGUAGCUUUUGUACUUUGCAACCAUGAGAGUGGCGCCAUUUUUAAAGCUUUGGGGAAGUGUCUUAAGAGUAAUUCCUUGGAGAUAGCAAAGUCUUGCCUUGUUAUGGCCACAUGGCUUAUACAUAUGCUUUAUAAUCUUCCUGAUACUGGGAUAAGAGAUGCUGCUCGUAAGUCCUUACUUGUCCAGUUCUUUAGUAUACUACAAUCAUCGAAGAACCUUGAGGAGAAAAUUCUGGCCACCCUUGCUUUAAGAAGCUUCAUUACUGAUCCUGGCACACUUGAUGAAUUGGGCGUAUAUGCCAAAUGCACGUACCCAAUCUUUAGGAAGCUUAAGAAGAAUUCUGUAGUGGUCAGUGAUAUAUUGAAAGUCUUGAUGAACUUGCCAUCUGUCAAUGCAGCAGAGUUGUGGUGCUGCAAUGAAGCUUUUGAGUUAGACUCAAGCAUGAACGGCGAAGUUCUGUCUUUGCUCCAUAUGAAAGGUCGGGUCAUAAGCUGCCACUCUGAUGGAACCAUAAAGGUGUGGGAUGCUGGCAAGAGGGUUCCACGGUUGAUCCAGGAAGUUCGUGAACACACAAAGGCUGUUACGUGCCUUUCCAUCUCAUCAUCACAUGACAAACUAUACAGUGGUUCCUUAGACAAAACAAUUCGGGUCUGGGCAAUUAAACAAGAAGAAAUCCACUGUGUUCAGGUUCAUGAUGUAAAAGUGGCAGUACAUGAGUUGGCAGCCAAUGCCAAUGUAGCAUGCUUUUCCUCUCAAGGAACUGGAGUUAAUGUUUAUAAUUGGUCGGGGGUACCAAAGCAUAUUAACUUCAACAAGACUGUUAAAUGUCUCGCAAUGACAGGUGAUAAACUCUAUUGUGGUUGCACUGGUUACAGCAUACUGGAGGUGGACUUGUGCAAAUACACGUCUUCCAUCUUCUAUUCUGGUGCAAGAAAAUUGUUGGGGAAACAGACUAUACAUUCUCUACAUAUUUACAGAGGUCUUCUCUUUGCUGGGGGUUCUUCAGUUGAUGGGACUGCAGGCAAGGUGUUCACUCUCUCGUCCAAGGCUGUAGUAGGAUCACUGUCAACUGCAUUCGACAUUCACUGCAUUGCAGUUAACAAUGACUUCAUAUUUACGGCCACAAAAGUUGGGAUCAUUGAGGUAUGGCUAAAAGAAAGAGUCACAAGAGUUGCUUCCAUCAAGAUAGGUGGUCAAGGACUUGUAAAAAUCACAUCCUUGACAUCGGAUGCAGAUGGAGAAAUGCUCUUUGCCAGCUCCUCUGAUGGCAAGAUCCAGGCUUGGAGAUUGGAUUGAAGAGUGUAGCAUGAAGAUCAGUGUGAUCUGAGAUUUUUCUAUAAACAAUGAAUGUUUUCCUCGUUAUUAGCCCUUAACUUGCCCACAAAUUCAUGGAAUACCCGAAGAAAAAGAAAGUAAUGAUCACUCAUGCUUGCUUACUUGAGUCUGGACUGUUCAAUUCAACCUGUAGGUACGAAGUUAUGUUGUGGUUAGAAAUGCAAGCAACAGCCACUUUUGCUGAUUCUGUACCAAUAAUGUUGUGUAGAUCACCUGGUGCUUUUUGGAUCCUAAUCCUAGUUGUACAGAGGCAGUAUUUGUGUUGAAGAAAAAGGUCUGUAUAAAAGGAUUCUGGAUUCUCUAAAUUUGGGUUGAAAAACUUGAAAUUUAAGAGUGAAUACCGAUCCAGUUUGGACUAUCAAUCAUGUCAAUAGACGAGUUUGU
Messenger RNA from Ilex paraguariensis (yerba mate), 5286 nucleotides. NCBI's taxonomy places the organism in Eukaryota, Viridiplantae, Streptophyta, Magnoliopsida, Aquifoliales, Aquifoliaceae. The record is from the annotation of a GenBank genome assembly.